Messenger RNA from Podarcis lilfordi (Lilford's wall lizard), 11642 nucleotides. NCBI's taxonomy places the organism in Eukaryota, Metazoa, Chordata, Lepidosauria, Squamata, Lacertidae. The record is from the annotation of a GenBank genome assembly.
AGUGCGCACGCGCCGAGGGAGUGUUGUCGCUGGAGGGCGAAGCCUGACCCGCCCAAGGGAGCCAAGCUUUCCGGCAGAAACAAGGACGCUCUUCGGAAUUACCGGUCUUGAGUUUGCGCGCCGGGCCCUCGCGAGGGGUGAUGGGAGUUGUGGCCCGCUCCAUCAGGCGGCUGGAAGGCCCUGCUCCGGCCAAGCCCCGCCCUUUCACUUCCGGGGUCGUGCAUUUGAACCCCCGCUUCCUGUUGCCGAAAAACUAGGCCGAACCCCAACCGGAAGGCGGGUAGUGGAGGGGAAGCGCCGCUCUUUCCACAUUUCCGCGGAGAAGCGGGUAAGGCUCCCGGCAGCCCCGGAGAAGAGGGCAAGCGAAGCCUCGCCUCCGACCUUGGCGCGCGGGAUUUCAGGGCUCCUGAGCAUGUGCGGAGCGCUGCCUCCGCCCCAGAAGGCGCGGCUCCGACGCAGGGCAGAGCCGCGAGGCGGGGAUGAAGCGCCUCCCGCCAAGGCCUCCCUCCGCUUGCGGGUCCAGCUCCCUUCCCUCUGGCCCGCCCCUCCCGCAGGAGAGGGCCUUCUCGGGGGUGGCUCCUCCCUGCAUAGGGAAGCCAAAUUGGCUCCCCCUUUGCUGCCUUGCUGUUUUUGUUAUAAUUAUCUGUAUGUUUUAAACACACACAUAUGUUUGUCCUUUAAUGAACCCCCAUGCUUUUAGCUAAAAGUGACCUGUCUAUCUGAAGUUUAGAUAGAUUUCGCCUGAGUCAUAAUGUAAUGCAACAUUUUCUGGUAGAACCCAGCUGGUGUUGUGGUGUGGGGAGGGGUCCUCUUGAGAACACAACUGAAGUCCCUUCUCGCCACAGCUCAGCACAGUGUUUGUACCAGAAUGUGGUACAGUUUGAUUUGAUGCUUGUUUGGAUGUCUUAUGGCUUCUUUUUACUGAGGCUCUUAAGUCUAACAAAUGCUUGUGGGGUGGGCAAGGAAAUUUGCCCUCCAGUGGAGGACAGAAGUGCCUGGCGUGCUCUGGUCCAUGGGGUCACGAAGAGUCGGACACGACUAAACGACUAAACAACAACAAACCAGCUCUCCCAGUUCUAUGCUGUCCUUCAGUAGCAGGCAAACCAAUGUGCAUCUGUGUGAUUAAGGAAGAUAUGGCAAGCAGUGGUGCCUGACCCCCACAGGCCAGCAGUCCUCCAAGGACUGAGAGUGCACAAGGAUUUAACAUUCUAAUUCUUUAGGACCAAUUGCAUGCGCUGAUUUCCUUGGCUGCCCAUACUGGUACCAUUUGCUUAGAUCACUGUCAGAAGCAUUUCAAACAAGCACAGGUUUCUAGAGAUUGAAUUCCAAAAUCUCAGCCUUACAGCCCAUAAAUCUUGCUCUUGAUUGGGGUUAGGGAUCUUACCUUUCUUUGGCCAGAUCACUCCAUAUUUACAUCACCUAUACAAUCCCCACCAACAUAGAGCUUUUCCCGUUGCAAGAUGUAACUUCAUUCCAUCUUGCUUCUGCAAGGAAGCUUCUUGAAAAUCCCAUAUUUAGAAAGGCAUUGUCCUUGUGGUAUAAAACAGGUUGAAACCAUUGCACAUGUUUUAUUUUACUGUCCAUUUUUAUGCUGAAAUCGGCAAGAAAUAUUUAAAUCUCAUGCUGAAAGAAAGGUUUAAUUGCCCUGAUUUAUCCAAGGUUUCCUUUCUACUGACAUUAUAGUGAAUGUAGCAAAAUUUCUGAGAGAUGCCAUGAAAUGAUGUCGCUGUAAGACUUGAGAGGCACUUUUUAACCUUAUGACGUCUAUUUGUUUUAUCUUAAAGUAUCUGCUUUCAUGAACAGAUGCCAAUUUUACACUUUGACUUAUACUUGUAACCUGUGUAUGCCAGUAAAGGAUUAAUACUUAGGCCAUGGGCCAGUGGAUCAUCAGUCUGCCUGUAAUUUCAGCUCAGUUCAUUUAUUUAUUCACUUCUUGUUCACUGUAAAGAAGUUAGUAUUCCAUGCUUAAUAAUGUAAAUUCCAUGCCGCGGAAAUCCAGAUUCCAUACUAAGAAAAGCCAACCCUUACUCUAGGCUCCUGGAAUUUCAACAGCCACUGCCCAUCACACUUUGAAGCAUAGCUUUGCAUCUAUAAUGGCUAGAAAUGUGAUUCUCCAUGAAUAUGGAAAUUUGAGGUUAUUAAGACACUUGAUUCUGUGGACAGUACCAUGUAUGUAAUUAGUAAUUAUGUAAUUAGUCUCCCCUUCUGUAGAACUAUGGGAUGGACACAGUCCUCAUUGUGCCAUCUCUUGACCUUUCUUUUCAUGCUGUUUUUUUUAAAAAAUAAAUAAUAAUAAUAAAAGCUCUCGAAGGCUAACCAGGAUAUCUCUAUAGUGACACUGACUUUUAGUUGUUGUUUGUCUUUCAGGGAGAAAUGUUCAACGCAGACCUGAAAUGGCUUCCAUGAAUUUUAGAUGUAUCCAGGCAUCUAUUUCUAGAAUGCAAGCAUGUAGGCAGCUACUAACUCGAGGCACAGCCUUGAACUAUUUUGGCCAGCAAAUUAGGCAGUUCAGGUUAUGUCCCCAUGGUUCUUCAACAUUGCGAACAGUGUGUUCAGUCUGUGGUUUUCAGUGCACGGCUUGUAGAAACUACCAUAUGGAACUGGGAAAUCACCCCGGCUAUGUUACGGGAAUGGUGCAACUCCAUGGAGAAGCUGGUAACAGUGUAAAAUCUGGCAGCACGUGGACAGAUGAACAGGUGUUUUUGAAGUUGAACUGUUUCUGUUCAUACAAAGACAUUUUCAGAUUUGUAAGCACAUUGGAAAGUUUAUCUGACACCAUGGUGGCAGCUGUCCUUCAGCGGUUGUGUGAUGUUCAACUGGAGGACAGUAUGCUGAAUAAUCCAGAAGAGGUGAUGGAGGAUGAAGUCUUCAGGUCACUUUGCUUCCAGCUGGAACAAGAAUCACCAAGCCUAUCUGAAUCUGGUCUUGUAAAUUCACUAAAUGCUUUGAUAAAAUUACGUGUGGAUCCCUGGAGUACCUUGAUGGUUCGUUUGGUGUCAGAGAGCCAAGAACGUCUUGAUAAAGGCCAGAUGACUAUUAGAAAUCUGUGUGUUCUUGGAGAAUCCUUGUUCAGUCUAGAGGGUCCAAGUUGUGCUAUUCUGGAACAAAUUAUGGACCAAGUUCAAAGUACAAACCUGGAGGACUGGAAGGCUGAUGAAAUGGCUAUGGUCUACAAAAUGCUGCAGCUGGGUGUCGGGGAGAGAGGAAAGUACCAAGCCCUAUUAAACAAAAUGAGCAAUUUAACUGUAACUCGGGUUCCUCAGUUCAGCCCCGAAAUGACAAGUACAGUGUUAAAUGCUCUGGUGGUUCUUGAUCAAACCCAAGCCGUUCCUCUAGUGAUAAAGCUUUGCAAGCAUUCAGUACGGCACAUCCCAUAUUUCACUGACAAUGAGCUAGAAAAGGUGCUGGAGGCUUUCAUUCAUUUUGGACACAACGACCAGUUCUUCACUGAAGCUCUAGAAAGACAUGUUGCCAAAUACGCCUUCACCAUGCAUCCCUGUGCCGUUUCCAAAGUCAUGCAGUUCUGCAGCAGGAAGCGCAUCCUUUCUAAAAGCAUCUUCAAUGCAGUGGCAGAAAGUUUCAUCUACAAUGCUGACAACUUCACCACUGCUCAGAUCGCUGAGCAGAUUAUUCCAUUUGGGAAACUCAACUAUUUGCCUCCGUGUGCUCCUUCUCUUUUCCAAAAGCUUGAAAGGAUACUCAGCACUCGAUCGGCCCAGUUUCAGCCUCAUGUAUUCUUGAGCCUUCUUCAUGCAUGCACCCUAGUUGAACGCUAUCCCCUGAAUUUCCUGGCAAAAGUCUUUAGUCCCUAUUUUCUGCAGCAGUUGCAAGGUAAGUAUAUAGCUUGUCUAGGGAUGUGGAUGUUCAGAAAUGUCACCUCAUAUAAAUGACAUGCCCCUGGUAACAUUGUUAACUCACAUGGGCUAGUAAUGGAAGUUGUGAAUUUACAUUGGAGAACAGGAGUGGGUCUUGGAGAGACCUUGGGAAAUUACAUCUGCAGUAGGAUUGAAGUGGGGCAGGAGCUCAGGGGUAGCCUCCCAGUAUUUUGUUAGUUGUACAGCAGAGUUGGUAGCAAAUCUUACUUUACACUCCCCUUGGUGACUCUAGUAGCUUUCCUGUGAAAUGAAAGCUUAGGAAAUAGCUUUAAGCAGCUGUUUCUUAGCCCCCCCUUUUUUUUAAAAAAAGGGAAAUAAAUUGUGUAACCAUCUUUCUUGAUGCCUCUGAUUCUUUUAUCCCAGCUGAAGAAUCUGGUUUGAAGAAGUCUGUUCUUUCUCAGUUGACCCAGCUAUUUCUAACAGUUACACUGGAGUGUCCUUCCUACGAGGUAUGAGAAAAUGCUAUUCAUUUUUGUGCAUGUUUUGAUCCUGCACAUGUUUAUUCAGAAUAGGCAACAGUGUUGCAUAAUAAAAUAAGCAGCCUUAAGUAAUGAUGCUAAUUAGUAACUGUCAAUAGCAGCAGUCAUACUGAAUUUUGCUGGUAGCUUAGUGUUCCGUGCGUGGCCCGUUGGGCUUUCAGUUCAUCCGAGUACCUAUAGAAGGACCUUCCAAAAAAAGACUGCAAAUAACUUGUUCUGCGCCACCAAGUGUUCCCUUGCAACCCAUUCCUGUCCUUGUACCAAACUGCUUGCAUAUUUAUUAGUAUUUCUACCUGCAGGAAGAAACUGCUUAUUUUCCUCUCCUGUCUUAAUAGGGUCCCCAACUCCUUCCCAAGUACAUUGUCAAGUCCUUUCUCACGCCAGAUCGUUCAAUGGAGUCCUUGGUAGACAGUCACCUCUACAGCAGAGUAAAGGCUGGCCUCACUGACCUCUUGGGGGCCCGGAUAUAUUUUGCCUCUCACGUGUUGACACCAUACUGCUAUACUCUGGGUAGGGAAGCUGUUGCUAAUGCGUGUCUUGCUGAAUGCAAAUGUUAAUGGUCAUAGUCCCAUAAUUAUGAAAAUUUCUGUUUCAGUGUGUAAAGUAAUGCUGCAUUAAUCUUCAACAGACCUGUACUUUGCAUGAAUGAAUGCAGUAACAAAACAAACAAACAAACAAACAAACAAACCCUUCACAAAGUUAUAGCUGAUCCCUGACAUGAUUGCUUCUCCUAAAUAGUAGAGUUACUUGCCAAAUGCCUCCUUGCUCAGCAUAAUAUUGCGGGAAAUUCCCAUGGUUGUGUGUGUCAGUAUCCGGUUGACUGCCAGAUACUAUACUAUUCUGCAGAAGGAAAAGGGGUCCUUACCAUCAUAGAAACCCUCUUUUGACCCAUCCACCCCCCACCCCCCAUUUUCCAUUCACAUGCAGACUAAAUGAGUUGGAAAUAGGAUGUAGACUAUACCUUUAUCCUCUUGCUACCUUUAAUACUUAAUGUUUUUCUAUUAUGAGAGAUGGUUUUUUUUUUAACAGAUCUCAUACUUUGUAUUCAUAUCAAGUGUAGAUAAGAAGCAGAAAGGCCCACAUAUGCUUUCCACAUUCCAGAUGGUAAAGAAGAAUAAUGCUCAAGUAUUUUGGGUGGUUUUGCCCAAACAAAAAGAGGCACAACAUUUAUAGUAUAUGCUAUAGAAGAGGCAUAUCCAACUUUCAAGAGACUGAGAUCUACUCCCACUAUUAAAAAAACUGGCAGUGAUCUACCAAAAUUGUAGAGAUUUUUUUAGGAAGUCAAAAUUGUUGGGCCUUUUUUCCUUUCCUUUUUUCUUUUUUUGAGUCGGGGGGGGGCAGGGCAGCAAUCUACCACAGAGCCCUCGCAAUCUACCUGUUGACCAUCCCUGCUAUAGAAACAUAGUAACUUUUGUCUUGCUCCUUCCUCGCACCAGAUAUUGAGAUUAAACUCAAUGAUGAAGGAUUUGUACUACCAGCUAAUAGACAUGAAGAGGCGUACCAAAGGUAAGCAAGAUGCUAAAUAUAAACAGAGUAGUGCAAGUGGUGUACAAUUUUCUGUUCUUUCAAUUUGUGUCUUUGCUCGUUGCUUCCCUGGGGCUGCAUCCCACAGGACUCCAGAAACAUUUCAGUUAAACAAUUGCACUGAGAGACAGACCACUUUCAAACAACUUGUUCUGUGGCACCAGCCCAUGGCAAGGUGUGCUCCUCCUGUGGGAUCUUCCCCUGGGGUCGAGGUACUUCACAAGAUUCUGUGGUUCAAAUGCUAAGAGCAAUAUGACAUCCCACCGCAGGGAAAUGGCAGCCACAUUGCACCAUGGAGGUUUUGUCAGGUCUUUGUAUUACCCAAGACGUGUAAUAACCUAAAAAACAACUAUGCAGGAUGUCAUAAAAGUUUGAUUCAAAUGCAAUAAAUAUUUAAUCUUAUUUUGUGUUUGAUUGGCAGAAUAGCUCUCUGCAUUGAUGAUCAAAGAAGAUUUUGCACCAACAGUCACAAUCUUCUUGGAAAAGAGGCCAUUAAGCAAAGGCACCUACAGCUAGCUGGUUACGAAGUUGUGCAGGUAAAUAUUUGAAGUAGUUGGGGUGAAUCAAAUGGUUGCUGUUCAAAGCAGAUAGGAAAAUUGCAGGCAAGAUAGUGUGAACAGCAGGUAGCACUGGAAAUCCAUAUUGCUGCCUCAGACUCUCUCUUGACGCUUGGGCUCUUAAGAGCUGAUACCUACCCCCAUUGAAUGCUUAAUCUGGACCUGGAAAAUGUCAACAAUUGCAGGCCAGUGGUUAAUAUCCUAUUCCUGGGCAAGUUGCUGAAGAGAGUGGCAGCUGGCAAAUGCUAGGAUACUUCUGGAUGAAGCUGGGGUUUUUGUUUUGUUUUUGGGUUUUUUUAACCAUUUUGAUUUGGCUUCAGAACUGGCUUUGGCACAGAGAAACUGCCUUGGUCAUAACAAGAUGACCUUUCCCAAGAAAGAGAAGGUCAGGGGAGCGUGGCUCUGCUGGAUUCCUCAGACCUCUCAGCGGCUUUCAGUACUGUUGACCAUGGCAUCCUUCUUAACAGUCUGACUGAGCUGAGUGUUGAAGGCACUGCUUAGGACUGGUCCUGCUUCUAUUUGGAGGAGCAGUUCCAGAGGGUGGGGCUGUUGGAACACCGCUUGACCCUAUGGCAGCUUUGCUUGGGGUCCCCACAAGGUUCCACACUCUGCUCCAGGCUGUGGAACAUCUACAUGAAGCAGAUGGAAGAGGUCAUCCAGAGAUUUGGCGUCAAGUGUCACCAAUAUACAGGUGACACCCAACUUCAUCUCUUUGUCGCUGACUUCAGGCAAGGCUAUGGGCAUCCUGAAACAAUUCAUGGUCACAGUAAUGGACUAGAUUGGGGUUAAUAAAUGGAAACUCGUUCCAGAUGAGGCAGAGGUACUGUUAUUGGGUGGUUCACUCCCCACAGGUGAAUGGGAUUGCUAGGAGAAUUCUAUCCUAGGUGUAUAUAAUUCUUCCCAAAGAUGGAAUAGAUCUAUAAAAGUAGUUUCCAAACUUCUCCUGCCCUCCAUGAACCACUUGAAGAUCACUCAGCAGACCACUCAAUGGUUUUUCUGCCUGUUGUAUCAGUUGUGAUGUGCUAUAGUGGCUGUGGAUUGAUUUUUAAUUAAUUUUUUAUUGCUCUUUUUAUUUCUUAUAUCAAAAACUAUAGGAUACAAUACAUAAGAAAAAAUAAGCAACAGACCAAUUCCUCUAAUUUCACAGAAGAAAAAUUAUCUGAGUUUGCUUCCUGAAAAAUCCUUUCAGUAAUACAUUCUUCCUUCCUUUUAACUUUCAGAUUCCAUUUUUUGAAUUUGAGUCACUGAAGACCAGAAGUGAUAUAGUGGAAUACCUGCACAAGAAAAUUUUUUCUAACUCUUAUAGGCUCAGCUGGUGAUUGAAAUAGAAUCCAAAUGAUGCUGACAGAUCUAUGAAGAUUGGUUUAUUAUUAUUAUUUUAAAUUUGGGACUUGGUAAGCUACUGUGAUUUUAAAAAAACUAAAUCUUGUUUUCUGGGCCAGUCAUUGAGUUAUCGAAUUGUAGAGCUGGAAGAGACCCCAAGGGUCAUCUAGGCCUUCCCCCUGCAAUACCGGAAUCUCAGCUAAAGCAUUCAUGACAGAUCCAACCUCUGCUUAAAAACCUUCAAGAAAGGAGAGUCCACCACCUCCUGAGGGAGACCGUUCCACUGUGGAACAGCUCAGUCCUCUAACAAUACAUAAAGAGAAUGUGCCAAAAGGCUGGUAAAAUACAACUAAAUUUAUUUUUUAGUGUGACUGUAUUCAUCCCAAAUAAAACUGGGAAAAAUAUUUUGUUACACCCUCCCCCCCCCCCCCGGGCCCAAAACAAAUUGCCACAGGAAAUGCCAAGAGAUUUGUUAUUUUCAGGCUAUUGACACUUCACGGAUGCCUGAAUUUGUGAGCUGAACUAGCAGUGACAUUAAAGUGAUGUUUAAUGUUAAUAGCUAGCAGGAGAGGCUGUUUUACUAAGGGAUUACAGGAAGGUGUGUUAGUUAUUUCUUCCCCCUGCAAUCCUGAUGAAGACAAACACUGAAGCUGCUAUAUUGGUGCUAAUGGAAACUCCCCUUCUAGGGCUAAUUCCACCAUUUGGACUAUACAGGGGGGAAAGGAUUAAACUCAUUCACUGAAAAAACACCCACAUUUGCAGUGAAAAUGCUCCAACCUUGUUAGUUUCACCUCUAAGAAGUCCUUCCCCGUCUUGUUGCAACAUCUUAGAACCAUUUUAAAGCAGUUAAAUGAAAACCCAUCCCAGAUACAACUUCCAGACACAUUUGCUUGGACCCCAAAGUGUCAGGUCGCUUAGACAUUGCCCUUUGGAUUCUGGCCCCUUAAAGUUACAAUAAUACCUGUGAUGGCACUAAAAGAAACAUCACUGCCAGUCCAAGUGGCUUGUAAGUUUCUUCCAAAUUGCUUCUCACCUCAAGCCAUGGUUGUGUCUGCCUGCUUUUUACAGCUACAGGCUAAGAGCUGUAACAAUAACAAUACUGUAUAGAAAUAGAGAUUUAAAUAGAUAUUUGGGGCUGUAAAUCUUGAUUUGAAUAAUUCCCUUCUUCAAGCACUAGGGCAGGGAUCGCCUGGCACAUUUUGAAUUCUGAGAAAGUGCCAUGGACACCCUUCAAAAAAUGGCUGCCAUGGAGGAGUGGCGUAAUAGAAAAUUGGGGAGACUUUAGUAAUUGCCAUCAUUCCCACACCUGGAUAACCUCCGGCUUACAAUGGGAAGUCUGCUAUGUCCUGCUGAGUGUGGAGACUGCACAAUAUUGAUUCUCUCUCAGACAAACACACAGAGGAUGUUGCUGCCUAAUUGCAACAGGGAGCAUUCCCCAGUACCAAGAAAAUUACAUGGUGCCCACACUACAUUCACACUCAGGUGCACAUAGAACCAUCAGGUGAUAGAACUGUAGAGUCAUCUAGUCCUACCCCCUGCAAUGUAGGAAUCUCAACAAAGCAGACACAUACAGACCGCAGGCACACAGCCAUUGGUCUGCCACCCACACAGACAUCUCUCACAGACCACAAAUGCCUGUGUUCCUUCUCUCAAAGAGCACUUAUGCUCCCCCUCCCCUUCUCACUACUCAGGCAGCUCUUCCUCUGGGCACCCACGGGAUUUUUCCCCAGACCAGAGUGGGGAAGUAACUGAGAGGGGUUGGAGCAGGCUAGUUUCUCACAAAAAAUUGGCGGAAUGCUGCUUAUAUAUUUUGCUUCAUAUCUCAGAUUCUAAAAUACUAUAAGCUUUUCUUAAAAAUGAAUCUGGGGAUUAUGGUUCAUCCCAGAUGCAGCAAAGAAGGCCUUUGCAGGCGCCAUAACACCUCUGAAUGUGAGAUUGGUGACCCCUGAACUUGGACACAGCUCCAGCCCAAGUUUGGUGGGCUGCCUUUGGCUCUGUGAAUCAUGAUGUGCAUACUGUACUGUCAAAUAAAUGCAUAUCUUUUCCUAAGCUUUUUUAUUUUGCAGAUUUAUCAUUAUCUGAGCAUUCUGAAUGCAUGGAUGAAGAAUUUUGCUUUCUAGCUAUACUAAGCUGUUAACACUAUAAGACAUGGUAACGAUGAGAUAUGCAACAAGGUUUUGUUUCCAAGAAUGAGGGGAGAAAAGACACAUUAAGCAAAAGCAUGUUGUCAGCACCUUCAUUUGUGAUCUAACAUCCAUUGAUUUGUGAAUCAAAGCUCUAACCUGCAUAUUAUUAGCAUGUCAUAAGAAAUGGUUGAGUGUAGUACUCACAGACAAGCACAUGGCUGCUUUAGCAAGCAGGAUGCACUGAAAAAAGCGGAAACCCCCUUGUCAUGGGAGCAACUGCACCCUCUUCCCCGAAUAUUGUAUUAUGAGCUAAUGCUCCUUGUAGAAUGCUGUUGUGAGCUGCUCGUUGCAUAAAUGUUGCCAUGUUACAGGCACAUUCAAGUAAAACAUGCCUCACUUAAUUUAGCAACCCUGCAAAGAAUUCAUCAGAUGAUCUGAUGCAAUAUUGGAUUUUCCCCAAAAUCCCAGUAGCACAGUACAGGAAAUAAUACAGAAACAAAACCCAGGCACAUUAUUUCUUCCCUGCUAUCAAUCACAACAAGUAGCCUUAGGUUGCUUCAAUGUUUCUGGAUGAUUUUUCUAUCAAGCAAGCUAUUCCGUUUUUCCUGUAGAAUUCCGCCUGAACGUGUUUAAUGCGCACAUGGUCUCGGACCAGCUGCUCCACGGGCUUGUCUAUGCGUCGCCCAUAUUCAGAGGAGGACAAGACUGCCAUAGGCCUUGCUUUUUCCUGUUAAGAAAUGUUAGAUGUUAUUUCUGAGUAUGGCAAGAGGGUGAAACUGGUGGUUAGUGCAGGGCUGCUGCCAAAAUGUUCUUUCCUCCGCUCCCUGCCCAUCUUGUGGUAUCAUUCUGCCAGGUGCCUUCCCACUUUUGAUCCACAUCUAGAGCAAAGGUGGAACAGGGUGGAGGGGGACAGGGUGGGGGUGGAGGGACAGGCCUGUGUCCUCCUAGUGGUGCAGCAAUGAAAUUGCUAGCACAUUUGCAAAGCUAAGCAGGGUCUGGUCUGGUUUAAAUUUGGAUGGGGGAAACUGCCAAGAUUUCUGCAUUGCAGGGGGCUGAACUAGACGACCCCGGGAGGCCCUUCCAACUCUUUGCUUCUAUAAAUGGUGGUGGGUGUUUCAUGGGACUGUGCUUUGGGUUUGCAUUUGUGUUCUUGGUGCUCCUGGUUGCCCUCCUCUAGGUGCACUUCAUUGUCAGUGUCCUUUACUGUCUAUAGUCUUUAGUAUCAUUACUGUUGCUGGUGAGAGAGAGGAGCAUUCAUAAAAUUGACACAGCUAUGGUCCAUGAAGUGGGCUCAGAGUGACCACUAGCUGUUCUUGUCGCCUCCUCAAACCUACACGAUACUUAGCAUUUGUAAAGCACUUUGCAGCAGGUGUGGCAGCCUGUGGCUCCCCGGCUAUUGAUGAACUGCCACUCCCACCAGCACCAGCCGGCAUGGCCAGUGGCCAAGGAGGAGGGGAGCUGCAGUUCUCAUGACUGGGAGAACAGAAAGAUGAGCAAAUAGUGAUUGCCGUCAAACUGCAGCCCAGUCAAGAGAUCAUCAAUUUGGUCACCUCAUCAUUAAUAUGAAGUCCUCUGCUUUUGGCGUGUUCUCUGUCACAGCGGUGGAGUUUUUCGUCAUAGCCCAUGGGUCUUUUAAAGAUGCAGUCGUACAGGGAAACAAUUCCUGGCUUAAAAAUAAAGGGGGGAAGAAAUGCCAUGCCGUUAACUGACAAGAUGACACAGGUUACAAAGAAUCAUACCAAUAAAACUGACAGAUAU